CUAGGCCAAAGAAAUGGGAUAUUGUAUAGCUCCAAGGUUUGAAGUAGUAGUUGUUGGAAACACUUUCACGUGCUCACCUUCUUCCUUCUAAUUACAGUAAGAUCAAAAUUGUACUAAAAUCCUCUAUUUAAUGAACCAACUCUGCCACCAAAAAUUAGAUAACGAUUCCUUUGUUGGUGUUCCAAGACUUUCAGACUUCAGAACAUUGACUUGGAAUCAUCAACCCCUCGAACUUCACAAAAAUCAGAGAAACCAAAAAACCUAGGAAUUACCACUAAUGGCCACCCAACCAAUCGUCAAGAAGACUGCGUGCGUUGUCGGCGGCAGCGGUUUUGUAGCGUCUCUACUGAUCAAGCUAUUGCUUGGGAAGGGCUAUGCCGUCAAUACCACUGUCAGAAACCCUGACAAUGAGAAAAAGAUAUCACACCUCAAAGCACUGCAAUCUUUGGGCGAGCUUAAAAUAUUUGGUGCUGAUCUAACUGAGGAGGGAAGUUUUGAUGCCCCUGUAGCAGGUUGUGACCUUGUCUUCCAUGUUGCAACCCCAGUCAACUUUGCCUCAGAGGACCCAGAGAAUGACAUGAUCAAGCCGGCGGUCCAAGGUGUACUAAAUGUUCUGAAUGCUUGUGCAAAAGCUAAAACAGUCAAACGUGUGGUCUUGACAUCUUCAGCAGCAGCUGUAUCAAUCAAUACGCUUAAAGGGACAGAUUUGGUCGUGGAUGAAACCAAUUGGACUGACGUCGAGUUUUUGAGUACACAGAAACCACCUACCUGGGGCUAUCCAGUCUCCAAGACAUUAGCAGAGAAGGCAGCAUGGAAAUUCGCUGAAGAAAAUAAAAUUGAACUUAUCACUGUGAUCCCUUCUCUUAUGACUGGUGCUUCUCUCACACCAGACAUCCCAAGCAGCAUUCAACUAGGAGCAUCUUUACUGACAGGAAAUGAGUUCCUCAUAAAUGCUAUGAAAGGUAUGCAUAUGCUAUCAGGUUCUAUCUCCAUUACACAUGUGGAGGAUGUUUGCCAAGCUCAUAUAUUUUUGGCCGAGAAAGAAUCUGCUUCUGGUCGUUACGUAUGCUGUGCUAUCAACACCAGUGUUCCCGAGCUAGCAAAGUUCCUAAACAAAAGAUAUCCACAGUACCAAGUCCCCACUGAUUUUGGAGAUUUCCCAUCCAAGCCCAAGUUAAUUAUCUCUUCUGAGAAGCUAAUCAAGGAAGGAUUCAGUUUUAAGUACGGGAUUGAAGAUAUAUACGACCAGACUGUGGAGUACAUUAAGGCUAAGGGGCUGCUCAAGCACUAAAGAGUGUAACUGGUUUAUAAUCCUGUCAUAUAUAUCCAUAUAUGUUUUAGAUAUAUAUAUAUAUAUAUAUGUGUGUGUGUGUGUGUGUGUGUGUGUGUGUGUGUGUGUGGAUCGUUCAUGUAGGACUGGCAGUGACGAUCCUGUUGCAUGAAUCCUUUAUGUAUUCUCAUUUUAAUUUGCUUGAGCGCGGUACUAGAACUAGCUUGAUGUAUAUAAUGAAACUAAUUAUCUUCGAGCAAAUUGACAGCCCUGCUUUAAAAUAUAUAAUACAUCAGUAUUUGCUUACAA
Molecule: messenger RNA, 1579 nt
Organism: Ziziphus jujuba (common jujube)
Lineage: Eukaryota; Viridiplantae; Streptophyta; Magnoliopsida; Rosales; Rhamnaceae
Product: anthocyanidin reductase ((2S)-flavan-3-ol-forming)
Exons: 6
Coding region: 278-1291 (337 amino acids)
Molecular function (GO): anthocyanidin reductase activity; oxidoreductase activity, acting on the CH-OH group of donors, NAD or NADP as acceptor
Source: RefSeq, a predicted model, not a curated record